Messenger RNA from Leptopilina boulardi, 757 nucleotides. RefSeq names its product DNA replication complex GINS protein PSF3 (gene Psf3). Gene Ontology annotation, biological process: mitotic DNA replication initiation. Gene Ontology annotation, cellular component: GINS complex. The coding region runs from base 110 to 739 and encodes 209 amino acids. The transcript is spliced from 4 exons. The record is from RefSeq and is a predicted model, not a curated record. Lineage: Eukaryota; Metazoa; Arthropoda; Insecta; Hymenoptera; Figitidae.
UUCUACGUUGGCAGCAGUGUGUGUUUACAUUUGCAGCAAGCCGCAGUUGUGUCAAUUCGUUAAUUUUUCUUGAAUAUUAGUAUUUUUUAAGUGUUAAAUAAAUAAAAUAAUGGCUGUUCAGAGUUAUAAACCGAAUUAUUUUUCAAUUACCGAUAUUUUGGCUACUGAGGAGCGUUUAAAAUGUACUGUUCAAUUUGAUUUACCUCGACUUGGAUUUUUGGAUCCUUCCAGUGAGACUCAGGAUUUAAAAGUUGGAACGAAAAUAGAAUUUCCCUUCUGGCUUGUAAAACCUUUAAAUAAAAGUCUUUUAAGAAAUAACAGAAAUCCAAAAAUUUUGGUAAUUGAGGAUAUUCCAAAAAUUUACAAAGAAGCCUAUAGGGAUAUUCUAGAAGCAGGUGCAACUGCUUUUCAAUUAUCAAAUUGGAGUCAAUAUUUCUACGAGUUUGGAAUGCAUUUAAGAACAUUAGAUCAUAAAGAUUGCGAACGAAUAACAGGAAUUUUAAAUAAAACAUUCCUCGAGCGUUUUAGAUUAAUUGCGGAUUUAGUUGAGAAUUCAAAUUCAUCAGAGUCAGCGAUUGAAUCGCGACUUCCGGCAAUGGAACGUGAAUUAUAUAGAUCCGGUAAGAAAGCAAGUUUACAAUUAAAAAAUUGGAUGGAGAAGGGAGUCGGCAAAAUCGAAACAUCCGAGGUUGUGACUAAUAUGAAAAAACGAAAACGUUCCGAAUUCGAGAAUAUUUAAAGUUUUUAAAAACAAAAA